AUGGAGGGCUCGAAAGGAGAAGAAGCGCAGAAACAGCAGGAGUUUGUUUUGGCUUCCAUUUCUGAGCUUGCGUCGUCGUCGUCUUCUUCUUCUUUGACGCCUGCGGUUGCUCGGUUUAGUUCGGAAGACGGAGUUGGAAAGCUUCGAUUUCAGCAGGAGGCUGAGUCCGAUGCUCGCGUCAAUGUCGAUCUUCAAACUGCUCAGCUAUUCAAGUUAGGCCCCGUGCAGUCAGUUUGCAUAUCUGAAGGUUCUGAUACGGGCACAGAGAAAUUGUUUUCAAGGGGAGUCACUAUCCAUUUUAAAAAUGAGGAGGAGAGCGGAGCCUUCCAUAAUGCAUUUGAGCAGUGGAAGAAGGACUUUAUUGUUCAAGGAAAGAAACUACCAAAUGGAGAAAUAUCAUCUUCCAAAAGCAAGUUUGAUGAUAAAAUAGAGCCAUCUUCUGCUAAAAUGUAUUUCCACUACUAUGGACAAUUGCUACAUCAACAGAACAUGUUGCAAGAUUAUGUUAGGACAGGAACCUAUUAUGCUGCAGUAAUAGAAAAUCGUGUGGAUUUUACGGGUCGUGUGGUGGUUGAUGUUGGUGCUGGUAGUGGUAUUUUGUCAUUAUUUGCUGCUCAGGCUGGUGCUAAGCAUGUUUAUGCUGUGGAAGCAUCUGAAAUGGCAGAAUAUGCUCGCAAGCUAAUUGCAGGGAACCCUUCACUGGGUCAAAGGAUAACAGUAAUCAAAGGUAAAGUUGAGGAGGUUGAAUUGCCUGAGAAAGCAGAUAUUCUUAUCUCGGAGCCAAUGGCCAAAUGGAAAAUGUUCCCUACACUAGGAAGGAUACACAUGGCACCUUUCAGUGAUGAAUAUUUGUUUGUUGAAAUUGCAAAUAAGGCCCUCUUCUGGCAGCAACAAAAUUAUUAUGGUGUUGAUUUGCAACCGUUGUAUGCAUCUGCAUUCCAGGGAUAUUUUUCACAGCCUGUGGUAGAUGCUUUUGAUCCAAGAUUAUUGGUGGCUCCUUCAAUGUCUCAUGUGAUUGACUUUACCAAAAUAAAUGAAGAGGACUUGUAUGAAUUUGAUAUACCAUUACGGUUUGUUGCUGCUGUAGGCACUAGAGUGCAUGGGUUAGCAUGCUGGUUUGAUGUCUUAUUUGACGGGAGUACUGUACAAAGGUGGCUUACCACUGCGCCUGGUGCACCAACAACUCACUGGUACCAAUUACGCUGCGUUCUCUCUCAGCCCAUUUAUGUAAUGGCAGGACAAGAAAUAACUGGCCGACUUCACAUGAUUGCCCACAAUGCGCAAAGUUACACAAUAUAUCUUACAUUGGCAGCUAAAAUGUGGGGGCCUGGUGCUGAGCAGGGAGGAAUAAUUCAGGAAUCCUCUUGUAAACUUGAUCUCAAAGAGCCAUACUAUAGAAUGUCCCAACCACAAGCCUAUACAAUAACCCAAGAUCAGCAACCACAUCAGCAAAUACAGGCACAGGAUAUACCAAUUCACUCCCAGGAUUUCGAAGAUUCAGAAUUUAUUCCGCAACCAUCACCAAGUUCUGGCGUAAAGAUGACACUGGCAGAUUUUGCUAGAUCCACUGGUUCGUUGAAAGACACUUUAUGA
Molecule: messenger RNA, 1593 nt
Organism: Prunus armeniaca (apricot)
Lineage: Eukaryota; Viridiplantae; Streptophyta; Magnoliopsida; Rosales; Rosaceae
Source: the annotation of a GenBank genome assembly